Molecule: messenger RNA, 8509 nt
Organism: Bombina bombina (fire-bellied toad)
Lineage: Eukaryota; Metazoa; Chordata; Amphibia; Anura; Bombinatoridae
Gene: TANC1
Product: tetratricopeptide repeat, ankyrin repeat and coiled-coil containing 1
Exons: 28
Coding region: 713-6286 (1857 amino acids)
Molecular function (GO): protein binding
Source: RefSeq, a predicted model, not a curated record
AUUCAGGCAGAGUCUCUCCUCCAUGAAACACACACAGAUCAUAUUACAAGUCAUGAGCUGAGCUGAUUUGAAAGCUGCAACCUAAGCUCCCUCCUUCACUCACUGACAAGGCAGUGGCUUUUGCACAGCACAGGCAAUGAAUCGCUUGGUGUGUCGGGGGUAGGAGAAGCUAACCAUAAGCACAAGGUAUGCUGAGACUGAGAGCCGAGUGAAACAGAGCCCGCUGCUACGGGCAGUGGUGGAGGAAAGUUAGGAGCAGAGUUUAGUGAAAUAAACAGAGCGAGUUCGAAAGAAAGCAGAAAGUAAGGUGUAACUCAGAAAACAAGAGAGCGUGUGAUAUUGAUGUUAAGUUUGUUUAGGAACUAGAAAGUCACCCAUAAUAAGAGAUAUUACAAGUUAAAGCUAUAUCAGCUGCAGUUACACUCCCACGGCAUCUCUUUAUAAGGAUUUCUAUAACUGAUCUCACGGAAGGUCUCCCCUGAGAGAAGAACAUGCCCUGGCUGAUCCCUAGCAGCAUCGAGCUGUGAACAAGCUGCUUCCUUCUUCGCUAUUGCUGGAUUCUACCUACCCUUAUUUACUGCCACUGCACGGCUGUCUUUUUCUACCGAAGCCAAACUAUGUUAACACAAGCCUUGUCUUCCACAGUCCAGGUUAGCUCCUCCAUAUAAGGAAAGCGGUAGCCAGAGAUUUCAUUCAAAGGAUUAAAAGAACAAUGUUGAAAGCUGUUUUAAAAAAGGGUCGAGAGGGGGUCAAAACCAGCAAGAAAGAUCCAGGUGAAGAAAGUGCUGCACAUGCGCCAUUUCCAGGUCAGAUGGGGGAUUUUCCAAUCGGUACCCCAGGCAUGCAGGAUGACCUAUACAGAUUGAGCUUCUCCAAGGGUGUUUCUGUGUCAUUACCAUCGUCACCUUUGCUUCCACGACAAACAUACUCAAUGCAACAACGAUCUCAUAAAAAAUCACCAGGACCAAUCAGGAAGGCAAAGUAUGUUGAAAGUCCCCGCGUGCCAGGAGAUGCAGUUGCAAUGCCAUUGAGAAAAGUCUCAGAGCUGCCGGAUCACAACCAGAAUGAGGCAGCGCUCGAUAAAAGUUCAAGCUGUUCCCCUGCUGCUCAAGAGCUAAUGACAAGACUUGGAUUUUUGCUUGGGGAAGGGAUUCCAAGCUCAGCUCGAGUACCCAUGGAAGAGAAACACGAAACUAUGUGUACAGUGUCAAGUCAUGGGAUAAGUCCUUGUUCCACACUAACAAACAGCACAGCAUCUCCGUGCACUGCCAGCCCUUGUUCUACCCUAAACAGCUGCAUCAGCAAGACCACCACAAACAGGACAAGCCCCAGUGGAACCAUUAGCAGCCCCAGCUCCACGCUGGAGAGUAAAGACAGUGGAAUCAUAGCAACUAUCACAAGCUCUUCUGAAAAUGAUGAUCGCAGUGGCUCCAGCCUGGAAUGGAGCAAGGAUGGAAGUUUAAGAACUGGUGUCCACCAAGGGAUGAUUCAUGAACGGAGAACAGAUAAUUGCUCACCUGUGGUGGAGGAAGAGGCAUGUGGCAUUGUGGAUAAUUUUCCAAAAACUGACCCACCUCCAGGAGAAGGCCCAGUGUCUUAUACACAGAACACAAGCUCGCUGGUGAUGCAGCGACCCAACUCUGUCGCAGCAACUAGUUCAACAAAAUUGGAAGACUUGAGCUACUUGGAUGCACAACGAAAUGCUCCCCUGCGAACCUCAAUCAGAAUGCCGUGGCAUAACACAGCCGGAACACGAGUGCAGCAGGAGAUCAAAGCACGCUUUGUCCCCUACAAGCCACAAGACAUUCUUCUAAAGCCGUUAUUGUUUGAAGUGCCAAGUAUAACAACAGACUCCGUGUUUAUUGGAAGGGGCUGGCUUUUUCAGGAGAUAGAAGAAAAGUUGAGAAAUGCCGUCCCACCAGAAAAUAGAGGUGCUGUGAUUGUUGGAAAUGUUGGCUUCGGAAAGACUGCAAUAAUAUCUAAACUGGUAGCACUCAGCUGCCAUGGAACUCGUAUGAGGCAAAUCGCAUCAAAUAGUCCACUGUCUUCUCCUAAAAGUACUGAUUUUAGUCCGGAUAUCCCUCUCUCUCAAACAUCAGCACUCACAAGCACCAUGAAAACUACAGGCUCCCAUGAGUCCCCUGAGCAUCACAAAAUGAUGGAUGAUACAGUGAAGCAACUGGCUUCAAAGGUUGUUGCUUAUCAUUAUUGUCAAGCUGACAACACUUACACUUGCCUGGUUCCAGAGUUUGUGCACAGUGUGGCGGCGUUACUAUGCCGUUCGCCUCAGCUGACAUCCUACAGGGAGCUUUUAAUUAGGGAACCUCAACUGCAGAGUAUGCUCAGCCUCCGAUCCUGCGUCCAAGACCCAAUCUCCGCUUUUAGACGAGGUGUCCUGGAGCCAUUGAUAAGUCUACGGCGAGACAGAAAAAUCCCUGAGGAAGAAUUCAUUAUUUUGGUUGAUGGUUUAAAUGAGGCUGAAUUUCAUAAACCGGAUUAUGGAGAUACCAUUGCAUCUUUUGUCACUAAAAUCAUUUCCUUGUUCCCUCCCUGGAUAAAGCUAAUAAUGACAGUGCGGGCUAAUUUUCAGGAAAUAACAAGUUCACUGCCCUUGUCCAAGAUUUCCUUAGAUGAUUUCCCCCAGAACAAAGACAUCUACAAUGACCUGAGUGCCUAUAUCCAAUACAGAUUUAGCACUAGCCAGGAAAUCAUGAACAAUAUAUCUUUAAAUGGGAAAACAGAUGCCAGCAACAUAAGCAAGCUGAGUGAUCACUUGAUAAUGAGGAGCCAAGGUUCCUAUCUUUACCUGAAGUUAACGCUUGAUCUUUUUGAAAAAGGCCAUUUGGUCAUUAAAAGUUCCAGUUACAAAGUUGUGCCAGUGUCUUUAUCUGAGCUCUAUUUGCUCCAGUGCAACAUGAAGUUCAUGACUAAUUCAGCAUUUGAGAAGGCUCUUCCAAUUCUGAAUUUGGCUCUAGCAUCUCUGCAUCCCAUGACUGAUGAGCAAAUAUUCCAAGCCAUUAACGCUGGUAAUGUUUAUGGAGAGCAAAACUGGAAGGACUUUCAGCAGAGAAUGGAGGUUCUCUCUUGUUUUUUAAUCAAACGGAGAGACAAGACCCGAAUGUUUUGCCACCCCUCCUUUAGAGAAUGGCUUGUUUGGAGAGCUGAUGGAGAAAGCACACAGUUUUUUUGUGACCCACGAAGCGGACAUGCCCUUCUUGCAUUCAUGUUUUCGCGUCAAGAAGGAAAGUUAAACCGCCAACAAACUAUGGAACUAGGACAUCAUAUUCUUAAAGCUCACAUUUUUAAGGGGUUAAGUAAGAAGAAUGGUGUUUCUUCUAGUACCUUGCAGGCCCUGUGGAUUGGGUAUAGCACGGAUGGAUUAUCUGCUGCCCUCUCUUCCUUGAGGAACUUGUAUACACCAAAUGUUAAGGUGAGCCGACUCCUCAUCUUAGCAGGAGCAAAUGUUAACUACAGGACGGAGGUUCUGAACAACGCUCCAGUACAGUGUGUCCAGGCUCACCUCGGCCAUGAGGAGAUGGUCAGCCUUCUGCUGGAAUUUGGAGCCUUUGUGGAUGGGGUUUCAGAAAGUGGCAUGACCCCCCUGUGCUAUGCAGCCGCCUCUGGCUACAUGAGUAUUGUAUCCAUGCUCUGCAAAAAAGGAGCAAAGGUUGAUCAUGUCGACAAGAAAGGACAGAGCGCCCUGGUACACAGCGCUUUGCGGGGGCAUUGUGAUAUCCUUAAAUACUUGCUCAGUUGUGAUUGGACACCAUCAAGUCCGCAACAAAACUAUGUGAGAAAAAGCCACGCAUUGCAGCAAUCCCUGACAGCUGCGGCCAGCAUGGGGCAUACUGAGGUGGUGAGAUGUCUUCUGAACCAGGAAAAUGGUCAGUUUUUGGAUAUCAAUGAAAAUGACACACUCUGGGGAGAAACAGCACUUACAUCGGCUGCUGGACGAGGAAAGCUGGAAGUCUGUGAUUUGCUUCUUGAAUACGGAGCUAUCUUAUCAAGGGUUAACAGACGCGGCAUCUCUCCAUUCUUCUGUGCUGUGCGACAAGGACACUGGCAGAUCGCCAGGCUCCUCAUGCAACAUGGUUGUGAUGUAAAUGUGAGCGACAAGCAGGGCAGGACUCCUCUUAUGGUGGCUGCAUGUGAAGGACAUAGUGCCACAGUGGAGUUCCUCCUAUCAGAAGGUGCAGACAUUGGGUCACUGGACAAAGAAGGUCUGACUGCAUUGAGCUGGGCUUGUUUAAAGGGUCACAAGGCAGUGGUUCAAUGUUUAGUAGAAAGAGGGUCGGCUAUAGACCAUAUGGACAGGAACGGCCGCACACCACUGGACUUGGCUGCGUUUUAUGGAGAUGCAGAAAUAGUGCAGUAUUUGGUUGACAAUGGCGCCAUGAUUGAACAUGUUGACUACAGUGGGAUGCGGCCGUUGGAUCGAGCCAUAGGCUGUCGAAAUACAGCAGUUGUGGUAACACUUCUCAGGAAAGGAGCAAAGCUAGGAAAUGCUGCUUGGGCUAUGGCUACCUCCAAGCCAGAUAUCUUGAUAAUUCUCCUUCAGAAGUUGAUGGAUGAAGGGAACAUACUAUAUAGAAAGGGGAAAAUGAAAGAGGCUGCCCAGAGAUACCAAUAUGCCCUAAGAAAAUUCCCCCGAGAAGGCCUUGGAGAAGAAAUUAAGGCAUUUAACGAGCUUCGUGUCUCUCUGUAUCUGAACCUGUCAAGAUGUCGCAGAAAAACAAAUGAAGCAUCAGUUAGAGAAAAGCAGAACUGUCAGGAUCCCUCAUCCUUCUCUUGGGAUAUGAGGGAGUCUCAGGACUUCGGUAUGGCUGAAGAGUUUGCUUCCAAGGCUCUUGAGCUGAAACCAAAAUGUUAUGAAGCAUAUUAUGCGAGGGCGAGAGCGAAGAGAAACAGCAGGCAAUUUGUUGCUGCCCUUGCUGAUUUGCAUGAGGCUUUGAAGUUGUGCCCCAACAAUCAAGAAAUUAAAAGACUUUUGUCCCGUGUAGAAGAAGAGUUUAAACAGCAGCAGAGAACACAGCAGCAGAAGCAGCAAUACCAGCUACCUGUACUGCUUGGCAACGACUCUGACCAAGAGGAGGAAGAGGAGGCUGUGGGUGAAUUAAUGACAAAUCAGCUCAGUUUUGAGGAGAUGGAAGAUGAGGAAUUCUCACAAAGUGACAGCAGAGUCACAGCGCCAUCACGACCAGCACAGGAGAUUUCCAUCGACAACAGAAUACAGGAAUGUGCUAAUAGUAAAUACAAACCAGACUCUCCAGAGGAAUAUCAUGGGAAGAGUGCAUGCUUGCAGAAGGCAUUAGUUAAACAGCCUACAAAGAAAGCACAGAUUGUAAAGACCAACCAGCACAUGAAUUCUUUGCAGUCCCUGCCAAAAUCUGCAAAUAGUUUUUCUUCCAUCAAGGCUCAGGUGUCAGCAGUUUUAGCACCUCAAAGUCCUCUUCCAUUGAAACAACCAACAAGCCUAACCAACAUUAGAAGCUCCAGUAAAGAUGGGACAAGUUCUGUUUCUGGAGUUCAGUCUUCAGCAAACAAUGAAAUGCUUCCUUCAGCCCAUGGUAUCCACAGACAGACUAGUGAGAUUAUACCUUCAUAUAAGACCACUAGCUCAUUUGCAAACAUGACUACAACUACAGAAAGACUUGUGGGGCAUCCUGUGCCUCAGGAGGCCCCAACAAUCUGUGCUGAGAAACAAACUGGAGCCCGUUUGUUCACUGAAAGCAAAAGACUUGCUUCCCAUAGCUUAACGUCAAGUAGCAGCUUUUCGGAGGGUGUAAAAGGACAAGACCUAAGAAGCAAAGAAAUUAAGUUCAGCCAAUCGGUAAGUGGAACUGCAGAGAGUAGAUCACGUAACAUUCCAUUUAUGGGAAUAAUGGACAAAACUGCAAGAUCUUUGCAGCAGGGACCUCCAUUAGCCCGUAGUUGGCAAAGUCAGACAACAGAGCCCUUACAAAUAAAUACCUCUUCUCCUGGGACUGUUCAGACUGCUAAUUUUGAAAAGUUACCUGCCAGGCAGGCUCCUGGUUAUGGUAAUCACAACAAAACUAUGCCAACUGUGUCCGGUGGAAAUGUCCACAAUGGUGUGCACCCAAAAGACAUUGAGGAUGGAAGGUGUCAAAUAUCCAGUUUCUCUCAAGAUGCAAGGGUAUCAAAAGCAGUUCCACAUUCAUACCAGGAGGGAAUGGUCAGAUCAAAAUCACUUUUGAUUAAAGAAGCAAAUUUAAGUUCAAUGCCAUCAACAAAACCAAAGAGAUCUUUCAUUGAGUCAAAUGUGUAAACAUUCAUAUUUCAAUUAUUAAUGUACAAUGUAAAACAUGUCCUUAGGUGUAAACUGUAUUGUUUACAUGUUGUUAGUUACUGGGGUUUGCUGUUUAGUGUUUUCAUUAACCGUAUCACACACAUAUAGACAGGAAACAUAGUUCAAUUAUUGGAUAUAUCUAGACAGGUCUUGGUACAACGGCUAUAUUUGAAGUGCAUUGCAAAAGUUAUAUUGUAGCAGUUAAAGAUCUGAUAAACAAUGCUAUUAUAGAUAUAGCUAUAUGUAUUUUCCUGGCCAGUGCCUGUCACACAUCUCUUAUGCUUAGUUAUAAUGGAUUUAACCCUGUCACUUCCCACUUCCUACUAUAAAUGCUGUUAAGUUGGUACAUACACUGUAUUGAACAUUACACACAUUUCUGAACUUAUUAAUUUGUGGAAAAUGUUUUUAAAUUUAGAUGCAGGUCUAGAAAACACACUAAAAGUCAUAAUCGCAUAAAUAUCAGCAAAGUAUCAGACUGAUCUAGCAGUAGGGGGUGCAUUGGAAAAAGCAUUGCAGACAAUAUUUUUAUUACAUCUAUAUUCAGAGCAGUACAUAAAUAUUGGUUGGAUAUUUGGGUUCACGGAGUAUGUAAUAAAUUAGUAUUCCUCAUCCACUAAAUGCAAAUACCACAGACUUGCAAGUCAGUAAGUCCAAGACAGGAAACUGACUAGAUCUUAGAAAUACUUUUGUUAACAAUAGCACCGGGGAUUCAUUAGAUAUGGCAAAUGUUAAUUAUUUUUGUAUUGCUGAACAUGCACAAUCAUUUUUGUAUCACCCACUCAAUAACUGGAAGUCAGUAUUACUAAAUAUUGGGCUCUUGAUUGAUUGUUUUCGUUUUCCCCCCUUUGUGAACUCUUAGUGCUUAAGAAUGAAAUAUAUAUAUAUAUAUAUAUAUAUAUAUAUACACACACUAUAUAUAUAUAUAUAUAUAUAUAUAUAUAUAUAUAUAUAUAUAUAUAUAUGCACCAAGGGCCUUGUUUAUAAAAUUGUGUUACUUUUAAAUGGAAUCUUCUUCCUUAGUUUAGCCAAUGAGCUAUCCAGUAUUAGAUGAUAAAAUGUGAUUGAUUUAUUUUAUUACUGUGUAAAAAAAUAUUUUAAUUGUGUUGUGAGUUUGUAUUGAAGCAAACUCACAGACGAACCUUGUAAUAGACUAUUUGGAGGAUCUUUGAGUGCACAGCAUGAAGAGGCAGGUAUUUAGAACUCCUGCUUAAAAUAAGACUGAAAUAUUACAGUCAUGAAAAGAACAUUAAUAUUGAUACAUAAUGAUUCUCUGACUAAAGUAAUUAUAUUACAAUUCUUAUUGUUCUGGAAGAAUCCCUUUAUGAGGAUAUCAGUGCCUUACAGUAUAGGAGCACUAAUGGCGCCAAGUAUGCUAAAUUUAUAAUGGGAAAUGUCUAUCCAAAGAUUGUUUUAUUUUGAAAAGUGCAGUGUAACAACGGAGUAUGUAAAUUAACAUUUUCUAAUGAAAGACAUAAUCCUUGGUAUAUUUUAUAGAUGGAUUGUGCUGUUUAGAUUGUAAUAUAAUUUAAGGAAAUAUAUUGCUAUUUCUAUAUAAAAAAACAAAAACAAAUUUGAACAUUACGUUUUCAUAUGUAUAUAUAACCUUAUUUUCUACGUAAAUGUAAUCUAUACAUAGCCAUAAAAUGCAUGUUAAAGCUUCAACCAUACUGGUUAUUGCACUGAGUAAUAUAUUAAUAAUGCAAAAUAUCAGCCCUAACAGUUAUCGCACUUUAUUUUGUUGUAUUCAAACACCUCUAAGGUGCUAUCUUAGAAGAUAAAUACAUUAAGAAAAGGUACAGGGAGUUAGCAUUGUAGGAAUCCUGGCUGUAUAUUUUGGAUAGCAAUAAGCUAAAGGCUAAAUGGGAAAGUUAUCUUUUUAUUUUAAAUUUCAGAGGUGCAUUUUAAAGUGGACAGAAAUCCCUUUUCUCUCUACACCAUUUUUUUUAAUUUGCAGUUUUUGUAUAUAGACUAAUAGUUCUGUGCAGCAUUGUUUGCAAUAAACAUAUUAUAGGGCAGCAGGUAUAUGUAACAUGUCUAUGUAAAAAACAAGUUAACAAAAUGUUCACAGCUCUUGUUGCUUCUCUAUAUAGCUUAUUUAUUUUUGCAACUCCAAAAUGUCUUUUCAUUUGGUUUGUAGCUCUCUUUUGCACAUCUACUGUAUUUCCAUGAGGAAUAAAAAAAUAUCAUUUUACAUGACAACAA